Molecule: messenger RNA, 659 nt
Organism: Pectinophora gossypiella (pink bollworm)
Lineage: Eukaryota; Metazoa; Arthropoda; Insecta; Lepidoptera; Gelechiidae
Gene: BCL7-like
Product: B-cell CLL/lymphoma 7 protein family member A
Exons: 3
Coding region: 143-538 (131 amino acids)
Source: RefSeq, a predicted model, not a curated record
UUGUCAUUUUAACAAAUGGCGAAUGAAUAGUGAAGAUAGGUUCUCAUGAGGAAAUAAGUUUUAUUGUUCUUUGAAACAUAAAUUACUUGUUGUGAUUGAAUACUUUUGUUUUCCUAACUAAAUCAUUAUUUAAAAUAAUAAAAUGUCGCGAUCAGUCCGAGCUGAAACGAGAAAUCGUGUGAAAGAUGACAUCAAGAGAGUCAUGCAAGCUGUUGAAAAAGUUCGCCAUUGGGAAAAAAAGUGGGUGACAAUUGGCGAGACAACUAUGAAAAUAUAUAAGUGGGUGCCUAUAUCCACGAACGAACAGAAAAAGAAGCAUGCGGCGAAACGUGAAAACAAGGAGAAUACACUGACGCCGAAGAAAACUCACGACUCCUCCAACUCUAACUUUGGUAUGGCUGAAGAUUCUAACACAUGCUUUUCCACAGUGAGUGACUCCCAAGGCCCGACAGAGUUCAAUUCCACACAUUUCUCUGAGGACUCCAACUCACAGAGCAGUGGUACCAUAACUCCAGCUAAACGGUUAAAAACUGACUGAAAUACAAGUAGAAAAUAAAGCCCGAAGGGUUCAAGGACCUAGCUAUGUGCUACAAUGGACUAAUAUUGUGCCACUGGAUGAUAUUAAUAUGCAAUAUGUGAUGUGGAUUUUAUUUAUAGGC